GUCGCCUUAGUAUCUAGUUGCGUCACCGUAACUUCAGAAAAUAAUUCAUGCUUUCGUUUGAGCCUCUUUCGUCAUAUCUAACAUAGCAUUGCAACUUUUUGAUCAUGCUUUUUGACGUGAAACAAAUCCAUUGCACAUCUGAUUAUAAAGCAAAUGUUUUAUACAAAUGCCUUUGUUUCAUUAUCCACUUAAAGUUUGGUUACAAACGACAAUUCAUUACAGAUGCCAAAGCGGAUAACGCUGAUUCACGUACAUUAUUCGUCUCAAAUUGAAACCGAGCGCAGUGGAACUAAGCGGAGAAACCGGUAGCUAGAUGCCAGCACCUUCCGUGGUCGCUGCUGCCACUUUACAUUUCGACCAACUCGGCCUUUGAACAACUCAAAACGGUAGCCAAUUCUUUGAAGCUGCAAGAAUUGUACGAGAACUGAAAACGUUUGAAGCUGCAAGAAUCGUACGAGAACUGAAAACUCAUGAAAUUCGGAAGCUAUAUGGCUUAGCAUACAACGAAAGUUAAAGGAAUUUGAUUAUUUAUUAUUUUUAAUGGUCUCAAGCGAAGCUAGUUCAAUUUGUUAGUUAUGGCUUCGGAUUUGAAUGCCACUAAAUUUCACUCUGAUGGGCUUACAAUUUUGCCUCAUAGUCUCGAAAGUUGUACGGACAACCAGAAUAAUUUUGAAGCCUCCGGCAGCGAUAACUUUUCAAUUCAGCAGAUAAAAUUAUUGCGCAUACCAGGAUUUUAUCUGAAACAACUACCAUCAGACGAGAGCGAGAUUGAAAUCUUUGAUAUGAACAGAAAAUUGUACGACAGCAAAGCCUUCCCACUCGCAAAUCUCUUUAUUCCAACUGCGAAGGGCUCGUUUAUGGACCGCAUAAUAGUAAUUAAAAAAAUCGAAAAGGUCACCGAUAGCACCUUUGAGCAAACGAAAAAAACCAUAUUAUCCCAUCUAAAGGAAGUUAACGCCCUUUUCGAAAAGCUGCCUUUUGAAUUUAACGAAUCAAAUGGUAAAAUACCGAUUGUUUUUGUCUUUUGGUCAAAAGCUAAGAUUGAAAAUGAUCCCUUUGUUAAACAGUUGAGCAAAGAUCUCCAUAUUCAUCUUACCGAUGAUCCAAAGAGCCCAAUUUUUGAAAUCAGAGCAGCUUGUAUUUUGACGAAUGACUCCAUUGAAGUUCGCCGCAAAACAUUCCUUCAACCAGUAAACCCUUGCUCUUCCCCACAUUCUCUGCUUCAAGCCCUAAUCCUGAAAGUUCCCUCUCAGAUCAGAUUUGAAAUUACCCGAAGACUUUUUAAUUGCGCGGGCUCGAAACCAAUCACUCUGAAAGACAUAGAGGGUACACUUGAUCUUUUUAAAGCUUAUUUCCCUCGAACAGAAAACUGUUUAGAAAUGUUGCCUGACUUCGACAGAAUUUGUGAAAACUUGCUUGGAAAAAUAAACGAUUUUUCUCUUUCUGAUGAGGCCAACCUUUAUUUGGGAGAAGUAAAAGAUUUCCAGCAAAAAGUGAUCUCGCGCCUGAAGAGCCCUAGGGGUCUGUUGAUUCAUGGCUACAAAGAACAUCAUCUAAACCAAGUGCUGAGACAACCGUGCAACUGUUUCUUCGAAUUUGAUUGGUUAUUAGUGGACAACGGCUUUUUCACUAUUUUCGAAGUGGGUCGGAGUCAAAACCCCUCGUCGCCGACAUCUACCGCUAUGAACAAGCUAUCAGAUGAUAAAAGUCUGCGGCAAAAGUACAUCAUGCAGAAAAUUCUCUACUUUUUUCUCAGAGAAACUUCCAAGUUGCCUGAUGACGAGUUGAAAGCAAUUGCUGAGAAGUCAGUUAGAUUAGUGAUAGUUUUCACAAAUAUUACCAAACGAGCCCUUCAGGCGAGCAUUGACCAGAAAAAUAAAUCUCUGAAAAAGUUGAAAAUUAUGAAAAAUAAACAAAUCUUAAUAAUGACUGGCGAAAACGUAGAUAUACUCAAUAACACAAUCAGCACUCCCAUUCUUAAGUUGUUUGAACUUGAUGCAAACUUUCAGCUUCAGGAGUCUGCAUUGAGUACCGAUGAUCUGUUCAGCUCUGACGUUGCGCAAGAUUUGAAUUUGAGCGAGGAAAAUAGGAAACUGACUAAAUAUAUUGCCGCCAUUUUAUCUUUCUCAUAUCUGCUUAACUUUGAUAAUGGUCACCCAAGUUCGGACCUAGAUCCUCCCGUCAGAUGUCCCCUAGGAGUCGAUGAUCGACUUUCGAAAGAAGCCAAUAACGCAGCACCUGGAAUUUCUCUUCUCGACAUCGUACUGAGUCCCCAGCAGCACAGAUUACUGGAUGAAAACGCUAAUAAACUUUUUUUGGUGGGAGAACCUGGCACGGGAAAGACUGCAGUUUUGCUGGCAAAAGCAUUUUAUGCAGCAAUGAACGAAGAUGGUCUCGAACAUGUAAUCAUAAGUUUUCCGUCAGAAAAGACGGAAUUCAAGGAGUUAAUUGUCAACUUUUCCGAAAGUCAAAAUAUUCCACCAGAUGCAAAAAAGAAACUGAAGUUUUUUACUUUGGACCAAUUAACCCACAUAGCCGAAGCCCAUAUGCAGCUCAACAAUCAUGUCGGUGUCCUACGGGGUGAAAAAUUCUCCGUGUCAGACUUACACAAAUCUAUAAUACUGAUUGACGAGUUGUAUUUGGAAUCAACUGACACUUUAGCUGACCAAGACCGAUUUCAUAUGAGAUAUCUUGAAUGCUGUUACCAUGCCAAACAAUGCUGGAUAACUAACCUAAUGGCCGGUCAACAUACAGUCCAGAAAAAACUCAACCAAAGAACGAUGCUUCCCAAUUUCCAAAUCAAAACCCUCAAUGUUUCCUUUCGGAGUGCACAUCACAUUAGCACUUUCUCCACAAAUUUCAUACAUAAGACGAAGGAUUUUACUCGGACUAGUGUUCGAAUCCCUGGGUGUUUCACAUCGAAACAAACCAAAAUUGCUCUUCAAAAAAUAUCUUCUGCUGCUGAUUUAGUUUUGAAUGACGAAAACUACACAAAACUAUGCUACGGCUCAAAUCGACGAGCACUCGUCUUUAGCGAUAAGCCAGAAGUUUGGAAAGAACGAUUUGAAUCGGAAUCUUUAGUCAAACUUACAAUAGUAUCUCCUCGAACAAACUUCACUUCAGCACCGUAUACUGGUUGUGAGGCUUGGUCAGUAAUCAUCAUAGUAGAUGACUUACCUCAUGAAAUUCACGACAGGAGGACUUUCGGAAUCCUGAAUUUGGCAAUCACGAGAGCGCAAUACGAAGUCUGCAUCUUUGCUGCAGAUACUGUUUACAAUCGAAUUGAGAACUUUCUAGAAGAAAAUGAAGGUUAUUGGGAGAACAUUUUGAUUGAUGCCGCCAAUCACAUCCAAAUAGAUCUCAGUUUUCUGGCACCUUUUAGCGAGUGGGACAAAAAAACUAAAAACUUUGUUGUAAAGCUAUUCCAAAUUUCAAUCAUGAACUCCAAUAAAAAGCUAUUCGAGCAACUUCUGGACUUGUAUCCAGGUGAAGACAGAAAGAAGGAUCUUCCUAUCCAGAAGAUUAUUUCAGCGUUCGAUGGUCCAAAACUGGAUGCGUUUGUGAAGGUGUUGUCUGAACGUGUAGGAAAACAAUUCAUCCAGUUGAUAACAUACGCGAUGAUGGCAGAAUGGAUCCCAUUUUUGCAUAGACUAGAAACCGUUCCAAAAGCAUCAGAUAUCCUGGAGGCUUCUAUAAUUGCUGGAAACUACAAGUUUAGUGUUGAUUGGUGUUUCGAGAGAUUAGGAUCACGGAUAUUGACGACAUUCAUCAAAAACUGGGGACGUCUUUUGUAUGCAGCAUGCUACACUGGAGAAGCCAAAGCAGUAGAGUGGGCACUCCAUAUAUUUGACAGACUGAACCUGGAAGAACAAAAAAAGAAGGAGUUGUCCGGUCUUUACCCUCUUUUAACUAGAGGUGACGUCACUCUUCUCUGUCUCGUCAGCUACUGCCGCUGCCCUCCAGAUGUGUUCAGGCUUCUGUUUCAGGCUGGAUUCCCUGACAAGUUGUUGCUUCAGACAUGCAUGGGGAAAAAUGCGCUUCACUUCGCCUUGAAUUACGACGAUUCGGAUUUGGUUGAAGUGCUCCUUGAAAAGCAGACGAGAAGGAAGAUUUUCCUCGAAAGCGUCUAUACACUAAAUGGACGAAAUGUAACUAUAAAAGAGUUUGCAGAAUUAUGUGGUUACUCUAAUAAAAGUCAGCUCUAAUGCUAUUAUGUUCU
Symsagittifera roscoffensis is the source of this 4219-nucleotide messenger RNA. RefSeq lists its product as uncharacterized. The coding region runs from base 576 to 4205 and encodes 1209 amino acids. The transcript has 5 exons. The record is from RefSeq and is a predicted model, not a curated record. NCBI's taxonomy places the organism in Eukaryota, Metazoa, Xenacoelomorpha, Acoela, Convolutidae.